Molecule: messenger RNA, 1262 nt
Organism: Pantherophis guttatus
Lineage: Eukaryota; Metazoa; Chordata; Lepidosauria; Squamata; Colubridae
Product: ribonuclease T2-like
Biological process (GO): RNA catabolic process
Cellular component (GO): extracellular region
Molecular function (GO): ribonuclease T2 activity; RNA binding
Source: RefSeq, a predicted model, not a curated record
AUGUGGUGGCAUCAGACAUGUCAUUGAGCUGGGCCACGCUGGGCUUCCUCUACACCAGCUCUUUCUUGUACCUCUUGAGCUCUGAGAAGCUGUGGGAGAAGUCGGAGAAAGACUACUCCAGGCUCUGUCCUUGGGAAUGCCUGAUCUUCGUCCAGAUGUGGCCCAGCUCCUUCUGCGUGUCUCUACCGAGCAAGUAUGGGUGCGUCAUGUCCGAGAAGAAGGCAAAGAACUGGACCAUCCAUGGAUUAUGGCCCAGUGACAUCCAGAAAUGCUGUCCCUAUUGGCAUCUUUUCCCUUCCGACCUGACGAACCUGGUGCCUGAAUUGAACCAUCAUUGGCCAACUUUCACCAAUCUCAGUAACUUCCAGUUUUGGGAGAAAGAAUGGGAAAAACACGGAACUUGUGGUGGUUGCAUCGAAACCCUGAAUAGUCCAAAGAAAUUCUUCGGGGCUGCGCUCUUCCUGCACACCAAAUACAAUAUUGACAGGGCUUUUGAAAAGGUUGAGAUUAUUCCCUCCUGCCGGCAGAGUUACCAGCUCAGCACCUUCGUGGACGCCCUGGAGCCCCUCCUGGGACCCCGGUUCCAGCUGCAGUGUGUGACGGACGGGCAGGGGCGGCAGCUGCUGGUCCAAAUCAAGGUUUCCCUCUUCAGCAACUUCUCCACGGGCUGCGUGGCAGAGCCCCCCGUGGGCAUCUCCCCUUACCAGCCCUGCAGGGCUCAGAGGGGGAUCUUAUACGUACCUCCCAAUCAGAAGGACCCCCGCCACCCCUGCCCGUGAUGGUCCGAGAGAGAUCAGCUGGAGGCGAGAGAGACUGGAAGGAAACCCAUCAUCCUCAGCCGGGGUGUUUCCAUCAACGGACUCCACAGAUGGCCAACCAUCCAUUUCUUCCCUCUCCACCGAAGUCUGGAGGAUUUGAAGCCUCUCCGUGGCCAACUGUGGAAUCCUCACUACUAAAUCCAUUUGCCACACGUGGCCGGUUAUAAUAGCGGGUUCAAAGGAGUUCUUGAAAAUGCUAGGUAGUCCUUGACCUACGACCACAGUUGAGCUCAAACUUUCCGUUGCUAAGCGAAAUAGGAAUAUUCUUGGUGUAAGGCGAUGUAGCUGCCCAGGUGGGAAAACUGCCAAUCUCCCUUCACCGAUUCUUUUGAUUUUUCAUACUUUAUUGUAUUUAAACAUGGGGAAAAAAGGAAAUCUUCCAAUCCUGAAGAAUAUGGCAAAGGGGAGCUGUUUAGCUGAGGAAAAUUAGAAUAAACGGAUUUA